Molecule: messenger RNA, 1734 nt
Organism: Nematostella vectensis (starlet sea anemone)
Lineage: Eukaryota; Metazoa; Cnidaria; Anthozoa; Actiniaria; Edwardsiidae
Exons: 2
Coding region: 148-1020 (290 amino acids)
Source: RefSeq, a predicted model, not a curated record
UCGACUUCUGACCUGCAAUCGCAAGCCGGAUAAAACCCGCGCCAAUUUGCGCGCAUAUAUAUCCCAGACAGCUGAUACACCCUCAGAAGCGUGCGCUAGCACUAAAUAUUCACCUCGAAGACAAUAUUACAAGGGGAUAUCGCAAUUAUGGCAUGGUCAUGGUCGCUUGUUGCGUUAGUAUUGGCGAUGGUUUCGCCUUCGUUGGAGUAUAUAUGGGAGCGAAAGGACUCAUUUGAGAGAAAUUAUUAUGACCGUUAUCAAAAAAUCCCGCCACGAAUAGAGACAGCCCGUAAGUUCAUGGAAAAUUUUCUCGACCGAGAUAUUAAAGAACUGGACGAUGGCGCAAAAAAUAUCAGAAGGCGAUCCGUCGGGGACAACAUCUUUUAUGACGUCGUCUUCGUACUCGACUCUUCGGCGUCUGUCGGCGUUAAGGACUACAAGAACGGCAUCCUGGCGCUCCAGACCCUCAUUACACGAGCUAAGGAAGACACCAGGUACGCAGGAAUUACCUUUUCUACCGAAGCUAACAUCACCUUCUAUUUCACCGACCCCUUGGACGCCAUGAAGGGACUGGGCGGUAUCACCUACGCACCGGGCAUGACAAACACUCAGGCCGCCUUAGACAUCUGCCGUACACAGCUCUGGUUGAACAAAAAGAGCGGCUUCCGUAGACUGAGCUUUAAGAGGAUCUUGAUAGUAACCGACGGCCAGUCUAACAUCAACAUGGAAAGAACACUGUAUAAUGCGUUUCAGCUGAAAAACAUGGGCAUCGAGAUCUUCGUGGUAGCUGUGGGGAAGUACCUUCGAGGGAUUGCCGAAAUUGUUGGCUUGGCGAGCUCUACCGACGCGCAUCUGUAUCGAGUGCGGAAUCUAAGAGGGCUCCUUGAAGUGGUGCACCUCAUCCCGCCGUGGCGUCUUAUUCACCAGCAGCAACGCACGUGGCUGGCGAACAUGUUCGAGAACGUGGAAGACGAGUUUAAGUACUUCAGCCACGCAAAGCAGCGCCAUAAUACCCACUGAGUCACCCCAUAUGCGUACACGGGCCUCUAUACAUACUAUUCUAGUGCCGUUUACAUUUGUCGAACAAGAUUCAGUUGGCGCCAUAUCGUGUGGUAACCAUGGAUACAAUUAACGCGAUGGCACAAAAUGUAGUCACAUUUGCCCAAAUCUUUCAGCCUGAUUACGUCAUCAUUGACAGAGUCAGUCUACGACGUCAUAAAACAGAUGGCGUCUUCAAAUGACAGAAUAGCAUAUGUAGACAAUGGAAGCGAGACUCAAAGUGGAAGAUAUAAAGACGCGAAUGUUAAAUGCAGUAGGUUAGGCUUAGGUUAUGCAGUAUCAUAUGUUAUGCAGUAUCAUAUGUAUUCACGCUGUUUACUGAUAUGUGUACGGAGAUGGAAUUUAGAGCUGGUUCAUAGGAAUAUAGUUGGACUUACUAAUUGUAUACUUUAGGAUAAUGCUCGUUUUGUACAUACAUGUACCAUAUGAAAAACGGAACGUCCUUCGCAAUUAUGUAAAAACGGAACACAGUAUAUAUGUCAAACCACUUACAGUCGGUAAAAGUGUUAGUGGUUGUAAGUGUGCGAAUAAAAAGCCACACAGAUAAUAGAACUUGCACAAAUAAAGAAAAAUUGCUAAGAACCUAGGCUAGUUGUAAUAUAAUCAAUAGUCACUAAUAUAUAAAAAGUAAGGAGACUUAUCAUGUGAUUGUCAGUAAAGAAUGCGUGAUCGAAA